UCUCACCGUCUCGACAGCUUCCCUGGCACUAAAUUGAUGACAGGCAGACCGUAGGAAUUGAUUAUUGAGGGGCUACGUCCACUCGGGCUUGGGGAUUGACGCACCCGCAGAGAGCCUCUCACCGUACAUUCCAUGCCAGGUUAACGUCCUUCCAUCCCGUCUCAGUGGGCCAUGAAAGGUCGAUCACUCCGAGCACGUAAUUCCAAUUGAACUUCGCAAAAACCUUGAACCUAAGCGUAGACUCGAACAUGGCGGACAACAUGGCGGACAAUAACGAUGAAGAGGCUGUGUGGGUCGUGGAGGACAUCCUGGCCGAAAUGACCACUGAUGAAGACGGCAAGAAAUACUAUCUUGUGAAAUGGGAAGGCUACCCAUGGCAUGAAGAUACCUGGGAGCCGCCAGAGAAUUUCAUAGGCAACAGCCUGGAAUACUGGGAGCAGAGGAAAAAGGAGCUUGGCGGUGAAGGCUCAAGACGACUCAACCGGUACAUACAGAAAAAUAUCGAAAAGUUCGAACGGGCGCUUGACGCGCAUGAAGCAGGUGAAGCGGCGAAUGCGGAGCCCGCAUUCGAAUCGGAGAGACGAAAGGCGGAUUCUCCUCCAUCGGCGAGUGGAGAGCCUCGUUCUCUUUUCGUGCCUGAGUCGCAAAAGAGGAGGAAUAGACCCCUGGUCCAGUCGUCCUCAAGCGAAUCAAGCUCCGGUGAAGAGGAAGAGACUCUUGCGAGUGCUUAUCGGAAGCGGAAGCGGUCUACAACAGCCCGUCAAACUGAGCCAGGAGAUGGCCGCUCUUCUGACGUCUUGGAAACGACAAAUUCGCGUAGCACGGCACCUCGCCGAACCGAUCAGGCCUCGAAGCCUUCCGGUAUAGCACCUGCUUCGCCACUGGUCCACAACAAUCCGCCGACCCUACAAUCAGGCUCGGAUAGCAAUCAGAAAAACCUCUCCAAUGGGCGAAUCAACAUAGUAAAUAAACCCACUGCAAAAAGGGUUUGGAAAAAAGGCGACGUCGCAUUUCGAACGCUGAAGAUGAGACACGCCUUCCAGAAGUUCAAGGCACGUGAACUCCCGCCCGACUUUGGAGCGCUGCAAUUUCCACUAGAACAGCCAGUGGCUGUUGCCAAACCAACUGCGGAAACUCUUGAAACCGGCCGCCAUGACGUCCAACCUGCGCGUAUGCCAACUCAGCAGAGAGACAGCCGAGACGACAAUCCCUAUGGGAGACGAGAUUAUGGGCGACGGCGCGAAGAUGACGCAGAGGAGCGCCCUUCAGUAGAGCAACGAAUUGCUCGGUCGCACAAAGUACCUCUGAUCUGUCUCGACUGGAGAAGUGGACAUUGCGACCAUAGCGAUGACGCAUGCAGAUACUGGCAUGAGAAUAUGCCAGGAAUGGAAGUCUCCCAAUUCGGUAAAGGCGUGCCCCCUAAAUACAGGGACCCUCCACUCACCUGUUACUACUACAUGGCAACCGAAAAAGGAUGUAAUAAGCCUGCGAACGAAUGCGGAUACGCUCACGAGAAUACCGGAUGGCUAGCAGCCAAAGAUGGUGGGGAGCCCAAACAGAUUGAUAAGAACAUGUUGCCUCUACGCGAAACCAGUCAGCGCAUCACCAAUUCCAAGCUGAAGCCCAAAGACAGGGAGCCUCCUAUUACCUGCUGGUUUUAUAUGAUAGGACCAAUGGGCUGCGAUAAGUCGGCAGACCGGUGUCUAUACGCGCAUUGGAACACAGGCUUGCUAGGCAUGACGGACAAAUCGAUUGUGGAGAUUCCUAAAACGCAACUGCCUCGGUUUCAGCCUCCCUUGCGGCCCGCCGCUGAGCGUGGCACCGUGCCAUCACCCAGCACUCCCGGUUUGGUACGGCGACCAUCUUGGAAGGAUCCUGGAGCGAAGACGUGCCAUUUCUGGUUUCAUCAUGGGCACUGUUCGAAGCCAGCGGCUCAGUGUAAAUUUCGGCAUGCAUAUAAUGAAGGAGACGAGGUCGCAGAACCCCCGGGCUCUAAGCGUUUGCAAGCGUUGUGGAUGCAAGAAGAGGGUGCUAUACCAGAUAACCCAAAUACCAUUCCUCUGGGCUCUCCUUCCAUGGACGACAAUACUGAAUCGACUUCUCGAUUGGAGUCAAAAUUUGGGAACAAUGGCUUAAAGACGAUGGAUGAAUCCAUCAGCCCACUAGAUGCCACCAACGGUGCUUCCUUCAUGGGCCAACCUGAUCCGUCCAACUCAGCCAUUGAGCAGAGCCGCCUCAAGGCAGUUGAAAUUUCUAGGCGGAUUGCAACCACUGAGACACGCUCUGGUCCGACCGUUUCAACGCCAAGCCCACCGUUUGCAGUGCAAUCGCCCCCUUCCAUUGAGCAAUCCCCUCCGCCUCAUUCUCCGCUUUCACCACCGCCGCCAUUAUCUGGGCCGCUCCAAAUCGGUUGUCAAGCCCCUCCAAAUUUCUUCUCAAGCCUACACAGGGUCACGUCUGCGGCAACCACACUUCGCGGAAGUGAGUCUGCAGACGCCGCACCAGCUAUGAUUUCAACGCCUCUCUCCAACGGUCCCAGAGUCCAGUCGCCAGCAACGCUUGCGGCUCCGCUGAUCUCAUGUUCCGCCAUGAAAUCGGUCAUCGAAAAGGCCUGCAAUCUCGAUUUCACGACAUUGUUCACCAACCGCAUAGAUCAAAGCGUUUGCCUGGAUCGCAAGGCAUUGCUGAUGUUUCAUCCAACCGAACAAGUGGAAGAAAUGGAACUAGUAAGACGUUGGCUGCUAAUGCACCACGUUGAGGUGUAUACUUUGGACGUGGAAGGGUCAUGGGAUUAUUUCAAGAGAAAACUCGACGAAGGAGGCUCAGGAAUCAUCAUAGCACCGCCGCAAUUCGACAGGUACUGGGCCAUUCCAGGUUUCGGUCAAGCACUCCGGGGAAACAAGCUUCGUGUAUGGUCUCAUGGGUGCCAGAGCCCUCUAGAUUACGACUCUCUAUUCGUUGACCGCGUCGACCCAACGAAAUACGAAUGUGAAGAGGUGUUUCCUCUGGGGGGUAUCAUCUUCAUCACCGACGAUGUGCUGGAGAACGCGCCAUCUCAGGCACUCGACAUCCUGAACCUGUUUAUUACAAAGGUCAACAAGUGCAGGAAUGAAACGGACUCGUCGGUUCCCUGGGACUACAAGAACUACAGCUCGCUGUUCUGGCGCCUUGCAGUUCGGCCGGACCUGAUACAGUCGGCCUUCGACCGCGUUGACGCACUUGAGGCAGAAUCGCUAGGCAAUUCGAAUUCCUUAGCUUGGGAACGAGCCUCACUGCUUGCACACUUCGCUGAUCUAGCUGAGCUCAACUUCAUGGACCACGUGCAACCUUCGUACAUUCCACGCUUGGUCGACCUAAGACCAAUCUUGUCAGAACCUGCCGACCAGUCGCAAGCCUAUUUCGCUGCGCUCAGUUCAUCGCCCACUGGAGCGAUUGACCAACAAGUGGAGUAUUGGGCGAAGAAGGUGUGUGCGAUGCGCAAGAGCUACCGUCACUUUUUCGUGGUCCAUACCGAGCCGUCUUCCGAACAAUCCGCCGAAUGGCAGAGAAAGUUUUGCAAUAUCGACGAAGUCAUUACACCGGAGAAGUGCAUUGAAUUGCUCAAAGAGGACAGCGAAGGGAGUCGCAUUGACUUUAUGGAAUGGUAUCUGCCCAAGGUGGGGAUGGGCGAGGUGCAGGAGGCUGAAGCGAACGGUGCUGGCGAUCCGAUGGAUAUAUCCUCUUCACCUUGAGGGAACCUUUCUCCGCGGUCCCUUUGGCGAAGAGUUCGAGCCCUUUGAGCCAAAUGUGGUGUUCUUCCUUCCCUCCUACAUGCAAUCAGUGGCUCAUUGCUCGUGUCUGUCAAAUAUCUGGUAAUCAUGCAGAGCAAUUCUGUCUUUUAUGCGGCGGAAAUCAUGAAUGGAUCUGCCAUUUUUGAGCAUCGAUAUACCCCACGGAUAGACACCUGCCG
Molecule: messenger RNA, 3949 nt
Organism: Westerdykella ornata
Lineage: Eukaryota; Fungi; Ascomycota; Dothideomycetes; Pleosporales; Sporormiaceae
Exons: 2
Coding region: 249-3731 (1160 amino acids)
Biological process (GO): chromatin organization; negative regulation of transcription by RNA polymerase II
Cellular component (GO): pericentric heterochromatin
Molecular function (GO): metal ion binding; chromatin binding
Source: RefSeq, a predicted model, not a curated record